UAUGGGAAACCUGGCGAAAAGCAGGAAGUGCUGAAUUGUCAUUGACAGCAGUGCAGAUUUGUGUUUACCUGUGUAUUUAUGAAACUCUAGUGCAAAAACUUUAUGACAGACAGCUUAUUCUUCUCAACGGAACAGAUAGUGACCACGUAACCCGCCCUCGGAGGAACAUAUGAUCGAGGUUUGAGGGAACUGCGGAGAAAAUGAGUCGAAGCCGGAACCCCCCGCAGAAGGGCCAGGGGGCCGCCAGGGCCAAACAGAUGGGACUGCUGUUGGAUUUGGCUCCUGAUGGCGGGCUGGAUGACUCUGGAGGAAAUGAGGAGGAGCUAGAGGCAGAGCUUCUGGCCUUGAUGGGAGGAGGAGGAGGGAGGGGCGGACCAGCGGGCAGGAAGCCUGGAGGAAAAGCUCCGGUUCCCAUGGAGGACAUUGAGCGGAUGGCAGCUCUUUGUAUGAAAGACCUGGACGAGGACGGAGAUGAUGACGGUGACUUGGAGAACGAUGCUGAUCUCAUGGCCGAGCUGAAUGAGGUGUUGGAAGACGAUGAGGAGCAAGUAGUCAGGAAACCCCCUCCGUCACCAGCACCUCCUCAACGCUUAAAUGCAGCACCCCAGUCCACAGCCAGCCUGGAGUCCCGCCUGCAAGAGCGGUUAGACAUGUACCAAACAGCCAUUACCAACGCCAAGGCUGCGGGAGAGACCAGCAAAGCACGGCGAUACGACCGCGGACUGAAGACUCUACAGUCUAUGUUGACGUCAGUUAAAAAGGGGAAACCCAUCAAUGAAGAAGAGAUUCCUCCUCCUGUGGCCACUGGUGGAAAACCCUCCACUGCGCCGCAGGCCGAGCCAAUCAGAGAGCAAGAAAAACCUGCUCCAGCAAACACGCCACCGCAGACGGCCAACGUGAAGCCAGUCGCUCCACCUAAACCUCAGCUGCUACAGCCUCCAUCAGCGAGACCGAUGGCCGUAACACCCGAUACACCAGCCAUAUCACCCCUCACGCCCAGCCAGCCCAACUCACAGCACUCAGAGCUCAAAGCGAGUAUAUUGAGCAGACAAAGAGAGUAUAAGCUGGCAGCCAUAAAGGCCAAACAGAGCGGAAACACUGACCAAGCCAAACAACUCUACCAAGUGUCCAAGAGGUUGGACUCACUGCUGGAGACGGUUGACCGAGGGGAGUUUGUCGACAUCAACACACUGCCGCCUCCUCCUGCUGAGGUCGAAGUGCCACGUUCAAACCCUCCCCAACUGUCCUCUAAACCAGCCGCUCCUCCUGCUGCACCCGCUGCUGCACCUGCUGCUGCACCCGCUGCUGCCCCAGACACAGUUUUCUCUGCUCCCCGGAGCGUCGCCGAGGCCUUACAGCAGCGCAUGGACAAAUACAAAGAAGCUGCGGAGAGCGCCAAGAGCAAAGGAGACGACCGCAAAGCGCGCAUGCACCAGCGCAUAGUCAAGCAAUAUCAAGAUGCCAUUAAAGCUCAUAAAGCAGGACGGCCUGUGAAUUUGGCAGAACUUCCAGUUCCACCAGGUUGUCCUCCACUGCAGGGCACUGAGGGAGGCAACCAGAACUUUAUGGGCGUCCUGGAGACAGCCAUGAAACUGGCCAAUCAGGAUGCAGAUGCUGACGCGGAUGAAGACGAGGAGCCACAAAAGGUAGCGUCAAAGCCAUCAGCUCAGCCUGCCGUUCAGAAAUCAAGAGCUCCCGCUCCUCCGAAAGCCCCGUCCACCGCAGGGACGCCCACUGGCUCCACAAACGCCCCCAAACCAGGAGGGAAAGCCCAGCAGCAGCUGGAUUUCCUGACGAUGCGCAGGCAGCAGUUUGUGAAGGCGGCGCUGCGCUCUAAAGAGAUGAAGGACAUGCAGGGCGCUGCACAGCACCUCAGAAACGCUAAAGGCAUGGAUUCCAUGAUCAAUGCCGCCAAGGCCGGACUUCCUGUUGACAUCACCAAGGUGCCGGGCGCUCCGGUCAGUGAGGAGGACUACAGACUGUCUCAGUCUCGCUCGUCGGCCGUGUCUCCGCGCUCGGCUGAGCAGUACACACAGCUCAUGGGACAGCUCAAACAGCAGCACGAGAAAUGCCUGGAAUACUCCCAGCAGUUCACUCAUAUGGGGAAUGUAGCAGAAACUGCCAGGUUUGAGAAGCUGGCAGAGGAAUGCAUGAGUAAUAUUGAAAUACUGAAGAAAGCUCAUGCCAAAGGCCAAUCAGUACCCAAGUACCACACAGAGGAGCGCACCUUCAACUCCGUCAAGAUCUUUCCCAACCUGACGUCCAGUGACAUGGUGCUGACCAUCGUGAAAGGAAUCAACCUGCCCGCUCCUCCAGGAGUUUCCGCCAACGAUCUGGAUGCAAGCGUGCGCUUUGAGUUUCCGUUCCCCAGUGCGGAAGAAGCUCAGAGAGACAAAACAAAAAAUGUGAAAAACACCAACUGUCCAGAGUUUAAGGAGCAGUUCAAGCUGAACAUCAAGCGAGAUCACAGAGGCUUUAAGAGGGUCGUACAGGCCAAAGGCAUCAAGUUUGAAAUCAUACACAAGGGCGGUCUCUUCAAGACGGAUAAAGUGGUGGGAAGCGCUCAGCUAAAGCUAGAAGCCCUGGAGAACCAGUGUGAGAUCCGAGAGAUCAUAGACGUGUUAGACGGACGGAAGGCGACGGGAGGGAAGCUGGAGGUGCGUGUGAAGAUCCGGGAGCCGCUGGGUGGAGUUCAGCUGCAGUCUGUGACGGAGAAAUGGCUCGUCAUCGACCCGCUCACACCUUCACCCGAGAAAGAACGAAAGCGGGAGAAAGAGCGAGAGCAGGAGAAGAGCAAGGAAAAGGAACGGCAAGCACCUUCUCCAAGAUCCAAACCCCAAAACGAUCAUGACAGGAACUUUAAACCCAGCUCGUCUCCUCCGCAGUAUAAAAUGCACAGCUUCAGCCUGCUUCACCACGACAAAGAGAGGCUGGAGUGGAAGAUCAGUGAUUAUAAGAAGAACAGACGAGAUCCGUCAGAGCUGAUCAAGCAGCACAUGGACGUCUGUCACCGACUGCAGUGGCAGAAAUCAUACCUGGAGAAACAUCCGGCAGCACUGACAGAAUAUGAAAAUGUGCUGCGGAAGUUCGUUCACGGUCUCUCCGAUUCAGUGAAAACGUUUUCCAGCCAAGGCAACAGGGAUGCAGCGAAAGACGCACUCGGCCGACUGAAGAUGGUGGAGAACGAGCUGGAGUCAGUCAGGAAGAAACGCGCCGUCAGAGAGUGAAGAAAACUGUUCACACACUUCUGAAAUCAUGAGAAUAUAAAUGAAUCGUGACAGAUGUAAAGGAGCUGCAGAGGGAAACACUACACAUACACACACUGAAGCGCUUUUUUUGCGUUGCUGCACUUCAUUACUCUUUGGUCCAAACCAUCAGAACACUCCUCGUCUUCUGUACGGACAGACGUCUGAAUGUUUCCAGUGAGAUCAGACUCAUCUCACCUCAUUCAAAAUGAAGAUAAAUCAUAGACUAUAGGAGGAAUCUCACAAAAACCCAUCAAGAACAUGGCUGGGUCAUAUUUCAUACCAAAAUCAAAAGAUUUGAAAUUAUAUUUUGGAUAAAGCAAAAUACAGUUAUUUUAGGACCAUCAUUUUUUUUUUUUUGCAUUGUGACUUUUUUUAAUAAUAAUUAAGCACAUUUAAACCAUAAUGUUAAAAAUGUAUAUAUAUAAUUUAUAGUGUACAAUAAGCAUACAGAAUGGUAGUAUUUGCUGUAGUACAUUUAUUUUUUCAAUAAAAUUUGAAAUUAAUUAAAAAUAUUUAUUAAAAAAUAAUUAAAAUUAAAUGUGUCUGUUAGAUUCACAUAACAGUAUUAGAGGAAUAUAUAUAUAUAUAUAUAUAUAUAUAUAUAUUAAUAGUAAUGAGAAUUGUGGGGAAAAUUGUGCUUAAUUUCCAAUUCAAAUGGUCUUAAAAUUCUUAUAUAUAUUGUGAAAUAUGACAUUAAUUUGUGAGAUUCCUCCUAAAUGCUUUGUAAAUAAAUACUUCAAAACUAAAUAUGAUCAAACAAUCACUGUUAUCUAUGGAAGCUUGUUUCCACCAUGAAAAAAAAAAAUAAAAAAGGUAAUUUUUAUCUAACAAUUCUGACUUUUUUUUCUUGCAGUUUCAAGUUUUUAUCACGCAAUUCUGACUUUAUAACUUGCAAUUGUGAGUUUAUAUCCCGCAAUUCUGAGAAAAAGUCAGAACUGAGAGUUAUAAAGUCAGAAUUGAGUGAUAUAGUCAGAAUUGCAAGAUAAAGUCAGAAUUGCAAGAGAUAAACUCAAGUCUUUUUUCCCUCACAAUUGCACACUAUAAAUGCAAUUCUGACUUUAUAACUCACAAUUCAGACUUUAUAUCACGCAAUUGUAAGUUUAUAUCUCGCAAUUCUGAGAAAAAAAAGUCAGAACUGUGAGUUAUAAAGUCAGAAUUGCGUGAUUAAAAACUCGCAAUUGCGAGAAAAGUCAGAAUUCCAGAAUUUUUUUUUAGUGGCGGGAACGAGCUUCCAUAGUUAUCCGAGAACAGAAUUCAUUCCCAUGCAUGUAACUAGCACUACAAAAAUGACAUUGAUCUUUUUAUUUUAUCCCUAUUUUUCUUUUUCGUCAUCCAUCUCCUCCUCUCAUUCACCCUAACCUCUCUUCUCCCUCUCUCUCUCAUGUAUAAGUGCUGUUAAUCUGCAGUCUAUAAUAGCAUCUUUACAGUAAUCUGUGUCCUACAGUAUUCCCAGAUUAGGAUAAUGUCACUGCACGACCCUGAUAUGGGAAUAAUCUCAGCACUCCAGGGAAGAUGUUCAAGUGUGUGUGUGUGUGUGUGAGAGUGUGUUAGAUGGACGAGAUGCGGAUAAUAUCCCAUAAUCGCGGAUUAUCCGCACCCCGCUGGAGAACAGACGUGAGAGAAAAUCAAACGGGGUUCAUUGUGAGGGGGUUUCAGAUGGGGGAUGGUGUCAGUGUGUGCGUGUGUGUGUGUGUGUGUGUGUUCAUGGGUCUGUUUGGUUUGAUAAAAUCGAGCAUGUGUGUAUAAAGAGGUUUUGUAUGUGGGUGAUAAUGAAGAAAACGUGAUGAAGAGGUUUUGUGUGGUAUCGAUUCAGAUGCUGAGAUCAGCAUGUUUUUGGGAAGCUGUCGUCUCUUUUUCUUCGCUUGUCUAUUUCAGAGUCAAAAGGGCAUCAACUUUAACCCCUGACCGACACAAUCCGACCCCCUUGUUGUUUGUGUAGGGCAGAUCCACAUUUCUAGAUCUCAGUAGGUUCAGUAUGUCUGUGAUGCAUAUCAACUCUUUCAUGGGGGUGUUUGUUUGUUUGUUUGUUGGUUGGUUGGUUUGGUUUGCGUUUUCAGAGCCAGACAUAAAGCUGCCUCGUUUCCAUGACAACCUUUAUUAUUAUAGGAUGGUGUCUGAACUCCAUUAGCUUGCCUUCGUCUUCAUCAUCCUCAUUCACUCCAGUAUGUACAGAUGAGGUUUAUUACCGUUUCCACAUAUUGAAGGCAAUCACUGCUAAUGUAUUAAUGUAUGUACUGAUGUUCUGAUAAUGGGUCUAUUUUUUAAAAGCUGCAUUAAUUUGCUAAUGUGUCUACGGUGAAGGAUAUGAUAAUGUCUAAUGUGACAAUUAAAAAGAAAAGUUGAGCUAAAAA
Molecule: messenger RNA, 5599 nt
Organism: Ctenopharyngodon idella (grass carp)
Lineage: Eukaryota; Metazoa; Chordata; Actinopteri; Cypriniformes; Xenocyprididae
Gene: cc2d1a
Product: coiled-coil and C2 domain containing 1A
Exons: 29
Coding region: 201-3227 (1008 amino acids)
Biological process (GO): regulation of transcription by RNA polymerase II
Cellular component (GO): nucleus
Molecular function (GO): DNA-binding transcription repressor activity, RNA polymerase II-specific; RNA polymerase II cis-regulatory region sequence-specific DNA binding
Source: RefSeq, a predicted model, not a curated record